Synchytrium microbalum is the source of this 738-nucleotide messenger RNA. RefSeq lists its product as uncharacterized. Bases 1 to 738 code for a protein of 245 amino acids. Lineage: Eukaryota; Fungi; Chytridiomycota; Chytridiomycetes; Synchytriales; Synchytriaceae. The transcript has 4 exons. The record is from RefSeq and is a predicted model, not a curated record.
AUGGCUUCAACGAAUACCAAAUGGGUUUGGACUCUUUGUGUUUUGGUCACAUUGUCAAAUGUGGCUUCUGGCUGCAAUGAUUGCCCUUUCGUGCCGAUACCCCAUUGUAGUCAGAACUAUACCGUGCAGGCUGGAGAUACGCUGACGAGUAUCGCUCAGAACUACCAUCUCCAAAACGCCGCUGAUUUGGUUCCUCUCAAUACUGGUCUGCAUAUUGACGAAGCCAUCUUUGCAAACAACACGCUCUGUGUUUGUGGAGCAAACGGUUGCCCAAACCCGUUAGCCAACUGCAGUAACAUUUACACGGUCAAAGCAAACGAUACUUGCGAUAGUAUUGCUAUAGCACAUGAUGAACAAGGUGUAAACCCCGGCGACAAGCUAGUUUCGUUAAAUCAGCAGUUAUUCCAGGUCGCGCUGGACUGUGCCAAUCUCAAAGCAGGCACCCAACUUUGUGUAGAUUGCUACCUAACGGGAACAACAACAACCUUACCGUCACCAUCUAAUUCACCAGCCGCAUCAGCUUCCCCAGUACCACCAAUAUUAUAUUCCCCAACAGUACCAAGCCCGACUCCAUCACCUGUGGUAUCUGCAGAUCCAUUACCUGCGCCAUCACCUGUAGCAUCUGCAGAUCCGUCACCAGUAGCUGCAUCAAACCCUCAAACUGCUAUAUUAAGUGCUACUGGAGCUCCAGCACCACGCUGUUGUGAAAAGAGAAAAAGAAGGAAUAGGAGGGUCUGA